AUGCUUCUUCAAACGGCGCUUGUAGCGCUCGGCGCUACCCUCGCCGCUGCCGUUCAGCCUCUCGAGGUUCAGGACCAGUUCUUUGUCAACCCCAAGACCGGCAACCGCUUCCAGAUUGUCGGCGUCGCCUACCAGCCCGGCGGUUCUGCCGGCUACGACGAGGCCUCGGGCCGUGACCCCCUGAGCGACCCCGAUAUCUGCCUGCGCGAUGCCGCUCUCCUCCAGAUUCUCGGUGUCAACACCAUCCGUGUGUACAACGUGAACCCCAACGUCAACCACGACAAGUGCGCCAGCAUCUUCAACGCCGCCGGCAUGUACAUGGUCCUGGACGUCAACUCUCCCCUCGUCGGCGAGUCCCUGACCAGCUACCACCCCUGGGAGUCGUACUAUGCCGCCUACCUGAACCGCACCUUCGCCGUCGUCGAGGCGUUCAAGGACUACCCCAACACCCUGGCCUUCUUCUCCGGCAACGAGGUUCUCAAUAACGAAGAGACCGGCGCCGAUGUUCCCCCGUAUGUCCGCGCCGUCACCCGCGACAUCAAGAACUACGUCAAGAAGCACUCCACCCGCCCCAUCCCCGUCGGUUACUCCGCUGCCGAUGUCCGUGACAUCCUCUUCGACACCUACAACUACUUCCAGUGCACCCUCGACGGCGACGACGGCAACAUGAGCCGCGGCGACAUCUUCGCCCUGAACAGCUACAGCUGGUGCGGCGACAGCAACUUCAAGAAGGCCAAGUACGACGAGCUCGUCAACGGCUUCAAGGGCAACGCCGUCCCCAUCUUCUUCUCUGAAUACGGCUGCAACACUCCGUCCCCGCGCAUCUUCACCGAAGUCUCCACCAUCUACGGCAACCAAAUGACCGACGUCUUCUCCGGCGGCGUCGUCUACGAGUACACCCAGGAGGACAACAACUUCGGUCUGGUCAGCAUGAAGACCGACGGGUCCGCCCAGCUCCGCACCGACUACGACGACCUCAAGAAGCAGUACGGCAAGCUCGACUUCACCACCAUCCAGGCGCAAAAGGCCCCCUCGUCUUCCAACAAGGCCCCCGUCUGCGACGAGAAGCUCAUCACCACCAAGGGCUUCAACAGCAACUUCACCCUGCCCGUCCCGCCCCCUGGUGCUCAGGCCCUUAUUGACGACGGCAUCAAGCAUGCCCCCAAGGGCCAGAUUGUCAAGAUUGAUAACUGGAAGGUCAAGUUUACUGUGAAGAACUCGGAUGGCUCUGUCAUCACCAACCUGGCCGUUAAGCCCCUCGCCGACGAUACCAUCAACAGCCCCGGUAGCAACACGGGCUCUGGCACCUCCGGCGGCGGCAGCGGUACCGGCACCGGCGAGCCCGACGCCACCCCGAGCGACGACGCGGCGCCCAUCACCGGCGCUGGUGUGGUCUCUGCUGCGGCUAUGAGCAUCUUUGCUGUCCUUGGUGCUUUUAUCAUGUAA
Dichotomopilus funicola is the source of this 1446-nucleotide messenger RNA. RefSeq names its product Glucanosyltransferase-domain-containing protein. Lineage: Eukaryota; Fungi; Ascomycota; Sordariomycetes; Sordariales; Chaetomiaceae. The transcript has 3 exons. Gene Ontology annotation, cellular component: plasma membrane. The coding region runs from base 1 to 1446 and encodes 481 amino acids. Gene Ontology annotation, molecular function: 1,3-beta-glucanosyltransferase activity. The record is from RefSeq and is a predicted model, not a curated record. Gene Ontology annotation, biological process: fungal-type cell wall (1->3)-beta-D-glucan biosynthetic process; fungal-type cell wall organization.